This is a messenger RNA of Camelina sativa (false flax), 4267 nucleotides long. Its product is annotated as formin-like protein 13. The record is from RefSeq and is a predicted model, not a curated record. Lineage: Eukaryota; Viridiplantae; Streptophyta; Magnoliopsida; Brassicales; Brassicaceae.
AUCUCUCAUCACCAUCACAACAAUCACCAAAUCAACAUCACCUAACAGAAUCAAACCAAACAAAACAAAAUAAAGAAGACAACUUUUCGUUACAAAACUCUGGAAUCAAACGGAAACACAAAACCAAGGUUGUCGCUUUUGGAUUCGUGGGUUUGGGAUUUUUUGCUAAGAAAUGGCGUUGUUUCGCAAAUUGUUCUACCGUAAGCCUCCAGAUGGUUUGCUCGAGAUAUGCGACAGAGUUUUUGUGUUUGAUUGCUGCUUCUCUACCGAUUCAUGGGAUGAAGACAACUACAAAGUAUAUAUGGGGGGAGUAGUCAAUCAACUACAGGAGCACUUCCCUGAAGCAUCAUCUCUUGUGUUUAAUUUCCGUGAAGGGGGUUCUCGAAGUGUGAUGGCUGAUGUCUUGUCAGAACAUGGCUUGACUAUAAUGGAUUAUCCUCGGCACUACGAAGGCUGCUCGUUGUUGCCUGUGGAAAUGAUGCACCAUUUUCUCCGGUCAAGUGAAAGCUGGCUCUCACUCGGUCCGAAUAACUUGUUGCUUAUGCAUUGUGAAAGCGGGGCUUGGCCUGUUUUAGCUUUUAUGUUAGCUUCCCUCCUUAUAUACCGGAAGCAGUAUAGUGGUGAGUACAAGACCUUGGACAUGAUCUACAAGCAGGCUCCGCGUGAGCUUCUGCGUUUGUUCUCACCCUUGAACCCGAUUCCUUCUCAGCUUCGCUAUCUACAGUAUGUUUCCAGAAGGAAUUUGGUCUCUGAAUGGCCUCCACUAGAUAGGGCUCUCACCAUGGAUUGUGUUAUUUUGAGAUUUAUUCCUGAUGUUAGUGGACAAGUAGGUUUUCGCCCUAUGUUCCGAAUCUAUGGUCAGGAUCCGUUUUUUGUAGAUGAUAAAAAGCCAAAGCUUUUGUACUCUACUCCAAAGAAAGGGAAACACCUGAGGGUCUACAAGCAGGCAGAAUGUGAACUAGUCAAGAUUGACAUUAAUUGUCAUGUGCAAGGUGAUAUCGUGAUCGAGUGCCUCAGUUUGAACGAUGACAUGGAAAGAGAGGUGAUGAUGUUUCGAGUGGUUUUCAACACUGCUUUUAUUAGGUCAAACAUUUUGAUGCUCAACCGUGAUGAAGUCGACAAAUUAUGGCAUAUAAAAGAAUUCCCAAAGGGGUUCAGAGUUGAGCUUCUCUUCUCAGAUAUGGAUGCUGCCUCGUCUGUUGACUUGAUGAACUUUUCGUGCUUGGAAGAGAAAGAUGGUCUUCCUAUAGAAGUUUUUUCCAAAGUUCAUGAGUUAUUCAAUCAAGUUGACUGGUCUGAUCAGUCGGAUGCCACACGCAAUAUGCUUCAGCAGUUAGCCAUUGCAAAUGCUGUUCAAGAAGGACCUGAUGGUAAUUCAAGCCCAAGACUACAAGGGUUAAGCCCCAAAAGUAUCCAUGAUAUUGUAAAAUACGCAGCAAUGGAAAAUAGUGCAAAGCUCAAAUUGUCUUCAGUGUCCGAGGUGGAAACGAUCGACACACCAGAAAAGCUUCCUACUGGCGAUACAGUCAAGAAGUUUAUAGCAGAAGAUCUGCAUUCUGUCCUUCAGAUAAGUAAUCAGGAAAAUACCGCCAGCCAGGAUGCAACAAAGUUGUUAAGUGAAGAGUCCCCUUCUCUGAAGCUUGUGCAUCAUUCCGCAACAGUUAAACCUCUUGUGGACGCUAAAUCUUCAGAACUAACUACUACUCCUUCUGCAAACGAUGAGAAAGCGGUCACGUUUUUGCCAUCGACACCGUCACCACCUCAUCCUGCAAGACCACCGUUGACUCUAUCGGGAGCACCUCCCCCAGCUCCUCCACUUCCAGCUGCUGCUGCUAAACCUUCAGAUCAAUUGCAGCAUUCUGUUGUCCCACCAACAGAGCCUCUUUCACAAGGAAAUUCUUGGAUGUCAUUAGCAGGCUCUACGUUUCAUCAAACAACUCCAAACGAAAAAAUUCCCAGUACUCUGCCUACAACAUCUCCCCUUGCUUCUACAUCCAUUGUAUGUCCUGAACCAUCUUCUAGUACAACAAAUUCAUCGUCCCUGUCACCUCAAGCAUCAUUCGGUCCUACUAAUGCACCUCAUAAAGGAGCUUCCGAUGCCGUGGCUUCAAAUCUUGGACAGCCGGAGAGGUCACCUACUCCAGUGUCUAAUUCAGAAAAAAUGCCUGCUUUGCCUCGACCGGUUCCUCCUCCUCCUCCCCCUCCCCCUCCAAUGCAGCAUUCAGACCAGAACAUAGUCACUAAAGUUCCCCCUCCACCACCCCCACCGCCAGCACCAAUUGUUCAUGCCUUUUCACCCCCUCCUCCCCCUCCUCCCGCUCCUCCAACACCGCAAUCUAAUGGAAUCUCAGCUGUUAAAAGUUCACCUAGUGCACCCCCUGCACCUCCCCCGCUUCCCACCCAUUCUGCCUCUCCUCCUCCUCCAACCGCACCACCACCUCCGCCACCAUUAGGUCAGACUAGGGCACCGUCAGCACCACCUCCUCCUCCUCCAAAGUUAGGAACCAAUUCAUCCCAGUCCUCUGGUCCUAAUGUUCCUCCAACGCCUGCUUUACCAACUGGAUCUCUUUCAUCAGGAAAAGGGCGAAUGUUACGUGUUAAUCAAAAGAACAAUCCAAGCAAAAAGUUGAAGCCAUACCACUGGCUGAAACUGACAAGAGCUGUCAAUGGGAGCUUAUGGGCUGAAACACAAAUGUCUAGUGAAGCUUCCAAGGCUCCUGACAUUGACAUGACCGAGCUUGAAAGUCUUUUCUCCGCAUCUGCUCCAGAGCAGGCAGGAAAAUCGAGACUAAAUAGCUCUCGUGGACCUAAAGUCGAGAAAGUCCAACUGAUUGAUCACCGGCGAGCAUACAAUUGUGAAAUCAUGCUUUCAAAAGUGAAAGUACCUUUGCAGGAUUUGACGAACUCAGUGCUUAACCUGGAAGAGUCGGCUCUUGAUACUGAUCAGGUUGAGAACCUAAUUAAGUUUUGCCCAACAAGAGAAGAAAUGGAAUUACUAAAGGGGUACAAUGGUGACAAGGAAAAGCUUGGAAAAUGUGAACUGUUCUUCUUAGAGAUGAUGAAAGUCCCACGAAUAGAAACAAAGCUCAGAGUAUUCUCAUUCAAAAUGCAGUUUUGCUCUCAGAUUUCUGAGCUCAAGAAUAGUCUAGGUGUUGUGAACUCCGCAGCAGAGCAGGUAAAAAAUUCUGAAAAAUUUAAAAGAAUAAUGCAGACAAUUUUAUCUCUUGGGAACGCCCUAAACCAAGGAACGGCUAGGGGUGCUGCGGUUGGGUUUAAAUUGGACAGUCUGCCAAAACUCAGUGAAACAAGGGCACGUAACAACCGUAUGACUCUAAUGCAUUAUCUAUGCAAGAUACUUGCUGAAAAAAUUCCAGAAGUUUUAGAUUUCACAAAAGAACUAUCCUCAUUGGAGCCGGCAACAAAGAUUCAACUGAAGUUUCUGGCAGAAGAGAUGCAAGCUAUAAACAAGGGGCUGGAGAAAGUUGUUCAGGAACUGUCCAUGUCCGAAAAUGAUGGCCCAAUCUCACAUAAUUUUAACGAGAUAUUGAAGGAGUUCCUUCAUUAUGCAGAAGCAGAAGUAAGGUGCUUGGCUUCACUAUAUUCAGGAGUGGGAAGAAACGUGGAUGGCUUAAUUCUUUACUUUGGUGAAGACCCUGCUAAGUGCCCUUUUGAACAAGUGGUGUCGACUCUGCUAAACUUUGUAAGACUGUUCAAUCGUGCACAAGAAGAAAACGGAAAACAACUCGAGGCAGAAGCUAAGAAGAAUGCUGCUGAAAAGGAGAAAUCAAAACAAGGUGGAUUAGAUAAAGAAAUCAAGAAGCCCUUGGAUGAAGAAGUCGAGAAGGAGAAAACAAAAACAAGUGGAUUAGAUAAAGAAAUCAAGAAGCCCUUGGAUGAAGAAGUCGAGAAGGAGAAAACAAAAACAAGUGGAUUAGAUAAAGAAAUGAGUGAACGACUAAAGGAAAGAACCGCUCUUUGAAUAACGGGCUGUUCCGAUUUCUAGAUGGAAAUGGUCCAGAACUGGACCGGCCUUGAGAUGAAGCACCUGUGAAGGUGAAGGCCGUGCUUGAUACUGGCUUAGACCAUUGAACAAUAGAAGAAGUUGGGAUGUUAAGGACAACAAUAUUUUAUCUUCUUUAACGGCAAAGCUAACUUGUAAAAUAGGGGAGGGGUAUAAGAUACUGUAAUUAUAUAAAGCAAUAAACAUAAAUACAUCAUCAUACCACAUGUUUGGUCAAUCUAAGCAAGCAAAUGUGAUUUUGUUUUC